AUGUCAUCUGAUAUUCUAGAACAGCCAAUAACUCGUACAAUAAAACGGAAGUUAUUGGUUUGCUUGGAUAAUUUGAGGAAGCAACCGUACUUUAAACCAUUUAAAGACCCAAUAGACCCUGUAAAGAACCAAUGUCCUGACUAUUUCGAAGUAAUUAAGAAACCUAUUGAUCUACAUACUAUUGUUAGCAAACUAAAUAAGGAUACCUAUAGGACUUUAUUGGAAUUUUAUGAGGAUGUAAUGUUGAUAUUUAGUAAUUGUAGAUGCUAUAAUACUGCACCCUAUUGUUCACCUCUACUAGAAUACUGCUAUUUAGCAGAAAGGAAAUUCCGUGAUGAGUGGUCAAAACUAGGAUUUAGCAACUCAGGAGAGCUUUUAGAUGUCAAUGUAGAUGAUACAAGUACUCUAGAUGAGUCAUCUUCUAUUGUUAGUUUUACUUCUAAUAAGAGGAUAAAGAUAGCUAAAAAUUCAUAUCGUCUAAAUGGGGAUGUGUUCUCUAAUACAAAUAGAAGGGAGGAAACCAACAACAAGCAAAGGGCUGCAAAGAGUGAUACUCAUACAGAAAAUAGUGAUAUCUUAAAGCAAAGCACUAAGAAGCCUAGAAAUAAUCAUACCAAGAAUUGUACAGAAGAUUGGAGAAUAGAAUGUAUGAAAAUACUUGAUUUAAUGAGAAAAGAUAGUUCUAGUUUUCUUUUUGAGAAUCCAGUUUUAGAAAGUACAGAAUUAAAUGACGAGACUAAAUCUAAAUAUAGAGAAAUAGUUACGGAGUGUAUGGAUUAUAAAACUAUUGAAGCCAGAUUAUUAAACAAUGUUAAAAAGCGACAGAAAAAGCCUAUAAGCAAUAAAGAGACUAUAAACUCACCUGAAGAAUUUGAGAAAUUGAUGAGGCUUGUUUAUAUGAAUUGUAUGACGUUUAAUCCUCCCACAGGGGAGUGCAAAUGGAUAUAUGAUGCUGGUAAGAACUCAAUGCAGAAGUUUUUAUCUUUAUGUAACAGAUCUCCUUUAUUCAAUAAAAAUAUAAGUAAUUGUAAUGAGAAAUUAAAUAAUUCUUAUAAAUUAGGAUCUGAAGAUAUUACAAUAAAGGAACCUCAUAAACGUGGUGGAGCACUUAGAGUUGUUUCUGUAAGAUCAAAGAUAAGUUCUAUCACAAAGAAUAAAAUUAUCUCAAAAUGGAAUAAAUUUUCGAUGGAAUGGCGUCAAAAAAUUCUGACUCAAAAUAAAGAUAGAAAAUCUUGCAAAGAUGAAAAUUUAAAUGGUAUUGAUGAUGUUACAACAGUAAUAGAAAACUGUAAAUCUGAUAUGGGCAAAAUUAAUUUCAGUAUAAAUAAUUUAAAGUUAAUGAAUAAUAUUAAAAAGUGUAGCAUAACUUGUGAUAUAUUUCCUGAGGAUUAUAUAGGUAUAUACGCAGAUGAUAUAAAUGCUAAUAUGUCAGCCAAUAUCAAAUUUAUUACUACAAAACCUAACGAACAAUCUACAAUUAUAUCUACUGGAAAGUGUUUGAGAAAAGGUAGUUGCUAUUACACCUCUACAACUAUUUAUAUACCUGUUCUUUAUGUGGGAAACAUUAAAUCAGACUGGCAAAAGGCUAUUAUAAUAGAGGACUUUUUAUUAAAUAGUAAUUUGUCAGUGAAUUGUAGGACCUGUAUUUUUUAUUCUAUACAUAUAAAUGAUAUUAACGAUAUAUCAUCUCAAUGUAUAAAUCAAAUAAAUCUUGCUGCUAUUUCACUUGAUGAAGAAAUUGAUGGACAUUUUAUCGAAUUAGAUCUAUUCAUCAAAUCUGAUUCUGAAAUAUUUCCAGAAUUAUAUAUUGAUUACUCAGACAAAAUCAAUUUUGAUAUACUAAAUGUUCUUAAAAAGGUGAAAAUUAAUUUUAUUAUUGGAAAUGAUUCAAAUAUAAAUUUUAAAAUUAAUUUAAGUUCUAAAAAACAUGAUUUUCUACCUUUAAAAUAUUUAAUAUCACUUUAUGAGAAAAUACUCCGUUUAUAG
Cryptosporidium muris RN66 is the source of this 1986-nucleotide messenger RNA. RefSeq names its product bromodomain-containing protein. Gene Ontology annotation, molecular function: protein binding. The transcript has a single exon. Lineage: Eukaryota; Apicomplexa; Conoidasida; Eucoccidiorida; Cryptosporidiidae. The record is from RefSeq and is a predicted model, not a curated record. Bases 1 to 1986 code for a protein of 661 amino acids.